GACAAAUUACCGCUUGAAAAUAUUCUUAAUUAAACAUAAAUCAAUAUAAAUUACUUAGACAAGUCAAGUCAUUUCGUUUUGCAAACUAUAUAAGAUCAGAGCCAGAGAUUGACUCUGUCCAAUAUUAAAGACUGAAUGGUACUGCUCAUUCAAGAAAGUCUUAGGAUGGACUAGACAAGAUCAAAAGCGACAACAAUGGGCGAUUUACAGGAUAUCGCUAUUGUUGGGAUCGGGUGUAGAUUUCCAGGCGCUGAUAAUUUAGAAGAAUUCUGGCGUGUACUUAGGAAUGGCGAGAACCAUGUAAAAGAAGUACCAGCUAGUAGAUGGAAUUUAGAUGUAUUCUUUGAUCCGGACCCAAACACACCAGGCAAGACUUAUGUUCGCAAUGCAGGUUUUGUAAAGGGGGUCGAAGAAUGGGAUCACCGCUUCUUCGGUUUGAACGAUAUGGAAGCAGAACUUGUUGACCCCCAGCAGAGACUGGUUCUAGAGUGUGUCCAUAUGGCGCUCGAAGAUGGUGGAAUAAGACGAAAUGAUAUCGAUGGUUCGGACACGGCAGUUUACAUAGGAUCUAUGACUGAUGACUACAAGGGUCAUGUUAUGGACGAUGUAGGACUAAGCAGUGCGUAUUCCGUAACAGGAACACAUAACAGUAUUAUAAGCGCAAGGGUUUCAUACAAUUACAACCUUCUUGGGCCUUCAUUGACACUAGACACUGCAUGUUCAUCUUCUCUGGUCGCCAUUGAUUUAGCUUCACAAUCCAUACACACAGGAAUCUGUACAUUGGCUAUAUGUGGCGGAGUUAAUGUUCUUCUGGAUCCACAAAUGUUUAUAGCAUUAGCAAAAGCAAGAAUGUUGUCACCGUCCGGUCAGUGUAAAACAUUCACGAAAGAGGCUGACGGAUAUGCCAGAGGUGAAGGAUGCGGUAUUGUUAUUCUUAAGAAGCUGAAACAGGCUAUCAAAGAUGGUAACAAAAUAUGGAGUAUUAUAAAAACAGGAGUUAAUCAAGAUGGUCACAUGACUACACCAAUAACGGCUCCAUCUGGGCUUCAACAAGAGCGCUUAAUCAAGAGAACUUAUGCAAGAUACAAUAUUGAUACGUCCUGUAUUCAAGUAAUUGAAGCACACGGAACAGGGACACUUAUUGGAGAUCCAACAGAGAUUAACGCAUUAGGAGCACAUUUUGGAAAGAAAGCUAAUUCUCAAUCACCUGUUUACGUUGGAUCUGUGAAGACAAACAUUGGCCAUCUAGAAGCCGCUGCAGGUGUGGCAGGUUUGAUAAAGGUUUUACUUAUGAUAAAAUACCAUACAAUUGUCCCUUCUUUAUGGUACAAGAAGGAUAACGAAAACCCAAAACUAAAAAUGUCCGACCACGGAUUUAUUGUCCCUACUGAAUGUACAAAUUGGUGUAAAUCGGAAUCGGAAAAACGUCUUGCAUGCGUAAACAGUUUUGGCUUUGGCGGCACUAAUGCUCACGCAAUUAUUGAGGAAUAUCAAGAAUCAAAACAUGGGAUUUCGUCUGCCGUAGGGACAAUUAACACGUUUCCUUACAUAAUUACCUUUUCAGCUAUCGACAGAUAUUCCCUGAAAGAAAAUAUGCAGUCAACAAGGAAUGCUUUAGAGUCCAAUUCAUAUGACUUAUCGUCACUUUCGUGUACAUCCACGUGUAAACGAGAUCAUUUUAAAGAAAGAAAGGCAGUGUUUGGAAAAACACAAGAAGAAAUUAUGUCUGCCUUGAAAAAGUCCCUAGAGGCAGAUGAUGAACCCGUCAAAGUAACUAUGACAAAAAGAAUUGUGUUUGUGUUUUGUGGUGUUGGUACCUCCUGGAAAGGAAUGUGCAACUCAUUAAUGAAGAUAAAAGCCUUUAGAUCAGCAGUCAAACAAAUCGAUCAAGUGUUGCAACCUCUGUCGGGUUGGGCGGUAGCAGAAUUAUUCCAAAAUUCGUUAGAUUUCCAGGCUGAUCCGAUGAAAGCUCAUAUAGCAAUUUUUGCCUGUCAAGUUGGACUUACAAUGCUUUGGAAACACAUUGGAAUUACCCCAGACGCUAUUGUUGGGCAGUCGGUUGGAGAAGUUGCAGCAGCCUUCGCUGCAAAUUAUUUUGAUCUUGAAACAGCAGUGAAUAUCAUAUACAACAGAUCAAAGGUAUUGGCAUCUGUCAAUCAGGGAGGUAUGAUUGUUGUUAGCAACGUCGAUGUUGAAAUUAUUGAAAAGUUGUGCCAAACUGUAGGAUCUGUCAUCGCUGUGUACAACAGUCCGGUAUCCUGUACAGUUUCAGGUAGCAUAGAUCAAGUUGAUCGGUUGAAAUAUCAACUUUCGAAACCAGAAUAUAGUAAGGCAAAAAUUAUACGCUUGGACGUAAAAUGUGCAUAUCAUAGCCAUUUUGUUGAACAAGCUGCUUUACACCUUCGAGAACAACUUGAAGGUAUGUCUUGUACAGAAGGGAAUAUUGCAGUAUUUUCAACUGUAACUGGUCGACAAGAAUCUAGUUAUACAAUUGGAAAGUCAUCUUACUGGGAGAAAAAUGUUAAAAUGCCAGUAUUAUUUUCACAGGCUAUUAAAAAAGCAAGUUCAGAUCAGAGUCAUGACAUAUUUGUUGAAAUCGGUCCUAGUCCAGUUUUGAGAGCUCAUUUGGAUAGUAUCCUAUAUAGUAGAACAAACUAUUCGAUUGUUCUCUCUAUGAGAAAACACAGUGAGCUAGACACAAUAACAGCAUCAAUCUGUCAAUUAUAUCAGUUGGGAUUAGAGCCAAAGUGGAACAAUAUUAAUCCAUGUCAAACGCAAUGUACUGAUAUUCCAAGGAACAAUUUGCAAAAACGGCGAAUGUUUUAUCAGAGUCAAGAGGCAGUCAUGAGAAUCAAUGGAUUUGAAAUACAGAAAGAUGACCAUUUGUUUAUCAAACGAUUCCCAGAAAAUAACGGUACUGCAUCAUUUAGGGCUGAGAUCAACGAAGAAACUACUUCGUUUGUGUUCCAACAUUUUGUUAAAAGAGAGAUAGUAAUUCCGGGUGCCACGUAUGCUGAUAUUGGUUUCGAAAUUGGAAGAACAGUCAAAGGACUAUCUAAACAAGAUACAAUUAUAUCAUUAGAGUUUCUCCGACCAGUAAAAGUGAAAACUAAAGAAAAAACAUCUUUAGAUAUAUCAACCAUUAAACAAAGGGACGGGCUACUUUUUCACGUUAAACAUGCUGAUGUGACUAUAUGCAAAGGAUGGGUUCACAAAACUCAAUUGGACGAGAUGAGUGAGACAAUCGUUGAUGUAGACCUUAUAAGAACAACAAUAUCUUCAGCAGAGUGUAGGAGGAUGGGCGAGAAUGAAAUGUAUGGCUAUCUUAUGUCCCUUGGAUUUCAGUAUGGAAUAUGUUUCAAGCUUCUGAAAAGCUGUGUUACAAAUGGCGUUGAAUGUUUAACAGAGGUAGAACUUCCUGAUGUCCUCAUGUCAGAUUUACAAUUAACAACUAUUCAUCCUUGUAUUUUAGAUGCAAUGGUACAGUCAACAAUAAAUGUUACUACGGAGGAACUUUUUGACAAAAUUAAAGCCGAAAAGCUAUCGUUCUUGCCAGUUGCAAUGGGAAAAAUACAUGUGAGAAAAAGCCCUGAGCGAAAUAUGUAUUUGUACACAAAACGUACAAACACGACAUUACUAGAUUCCGUUUUCCAGCUCCAUUAUAACAUAUUGCUGAUCAAUAAUGACGGAUUUGUAAUAGCUGAGGUACAGAAUUACACUACAUACGGAAAACGAAAUGGCUUAACUGCACCAUGUGAACUAAAGUAUGACCUUACUUGGCAUGAUUUUAAUCUACCAUUAGAGAAAGCAAGACAAAGAGCAAAUAUUCUUAUACUAUCAACCGCUGAAAUUUCGGAAAUGAAAAAUCACCUCGAUGACAUUGGGCACACGUUCAUCGCCAAGGCCACGCGGAAUAUGUCAGGAGAUGACGUCGGAAAGGUUUUUAAGGUAGCAAAGUCGCAUUGGAAGUCAGUUACAAAUACUGAUGCAGUUUUACUGGUUAUUGACAAGUUUGAAACAAGUUCAAUUACACAUGAGUGCGCUGAGUAUAUUCACUCAAUUGUCCGAGAAAAUUGCUUGUUUCUAAGCACAGUCGUCAAGUAUAUGGUCAGCAAAGGCAUGUCCAUUCCAAUUUAUAUAGCAACGCAAAAUACACAACUCUCUCUUUCAAAUUUGUAUGAAAAUUUAAGCUUAGUUGGAGAAGAAUUAUGGGGCUUCGUUCGUUCUGUUAAUAUUGAGUUUAUUUAUGGUGUCAUUACGUUGAUAGAUCUUCAGCCAUCACUAUCGGAAACAAUAUCCACUCUUUUAAACUUUGUGUCAAGUUCUUGCAGGAACCCCGAUACAGUAAACACAGAGAUCAUAAUUUUCAAAAAUAAAACAUAUGGAGCUCAAUUUACGAAAGUACCUAGAAAAAAUGUUCUUCCGAAACUGAGAAACGAAGUAGCAUUACUUGAAAAGUCAAUGUUACCGCACAAAAUUUUGACUGACAGAUCUAUUAAAGUAGGAACAUUGUAUGUAUGUGAAAGUUCAGGAGAAGAAUAUCGGCGCAAAAACGACAACCUCUUGCUUAAACUGAAUCGUGUAUGUGUUCAUCCUGUUUGUAUUUAUCCUAGAACCAGCAGUGGAAUUGACCUCGAUCAAGAUAUAUGGAAAGAUACAAUAAAAGAUGGACAUGAACUACUUGGCAUUGAAUACACAGGUUAUAAGCUUUAUAGGAACAAAAAGGGCAAAUCAUCCUGCACAGAACCAAAGGUUGAUGAUGAAAUCAAAAACGACUUUUCGAACAGGUGGGAAAUAGUAUGCAUCUAUCCUUCAAAGUUAUUAACAGAGAUGAACAUACCUGAAGAGUGCACAGUGUUGCUGAAGGAUCUAAAGGUGUACAUACCAGGCCUUCUUUUGUAUACAGUCAUAAGCUUCAGAUUAUGUGAGUUUGUACCGCGUGGAUCAAAAGUGGUAAUUCACAACAAUGACGAACCUACUUCAGGAAACUUCUUGUUAACAUGUAUCCUUCAGACAUGUAAAAGCUGCAAAGUUAUUUCUGAGAAUAUGAAUGUAGGGAAUAGUGCUGGCAUUGAUUAUUUAGUAUCAAUUGAUCAGAUUGAUGAAAGUUGUGUAGCUGUAGGAAAAUGUAAGUCCAUCAUAUGUAUCGACGGGUGUAUAAAAGGAUCACUUCGUAUGAAAAUUUCAAGAUCAAAAGAUCAAAGGCUUACUUGUUUAAGCGUUGCUCACUUAUUAGAGAGGAAACAUAUAAGUAAAUGCUUACCGAAAGCGGUUGAUUGGAUUCAGCAAAACGUUCAUAAAGUUUCAAAAAUGCAAUACAGCAGGUCAAUGCAUAAUGAUCAGAAGUGCUGCAUCCCUUGUCCAACAACUGAUAUAGUCAGUAAUGGCCGUUUACUUUUACCCAUAAGAAAGCCGUUGCAAAGUUUAUUUAAUAAAUCAAGUGUGUAUAUAGUAACAGGUGGGAUGACCGGACUUGGUUGGGAAUUGGCCGUUCUUCUUGCAGAAAUGGGAGCUGGUACAAUUGCAACUUUCUCUAGAAGAAAGAUACCUGAAGAAAAACUCACACAAAUUGAAGGAAUUAUGAAGAAAACUGGUUGUAAAAUCUUUGGCAUACAAGCUGACGUGACUAAACUGGAAUCUGUUGAAAAUGCGAUAAGUGAAGCAGAACGUCUAUCUCAAGGGAAUAAAAUCCAGGGUGUGUUCCAUUGUGCUGGGGUUCUAGAAGGAAAACUUUUAACUCAGUUAGAGAAGUCGCAACUUGACUAUGUAUUACGACCCAAGGUUAUAGGCACAUUGAAUAUGCAUAUUGCGACAAUGAAACAUAAAUUGCAUUACUUUGUGGUUUCAUCUUCCAUUAACAGCCUGAUAGGAUCCCCCGGUCAAGCUAGUUAUGGUGCUGCUAACUGUUUCCUUGACACAUUCAUAGAUUGGAGGCGAAGCCAAGGCCUCACUGGUCAGUCAAUAAAUUGGGGUGCUCUUGCUAUAGGUAUGGCUGCUAGGCCGGAGUUUACGGACAAUUUUGAAAAACGUGGUUUCAAUCUUUUAUCUGUGUCAGACAUCCGAAGCUGUUUUCAAGACGCAUUAAUGGGAAAUCUGACAAAAACCAUUUACACAGAUGUAAACUGGAAUAUGCACGCCAAAGACUACGACAAUCCAUACAUGAAACGUUUCCGCAUUAGAAUGUCAGUCUUUUUGGAACAAGAAAUCACUGAAUUAAGACAACAAAGUUCCGACGCAAACCAUUUAUAUAUAGAUCAACAGAAAUUGCAGAAUUCCAGUAAAGCAGCACAGAUUGAGGCUAUUACCCAGGUUAUUCUAAAAAUAACAGGCAAAGUCAUUUGGCAGGAUUUUCAUCAACUUGAUUCUUCGACUGCUAUAGCUGACCUGUCCCUGGACUCCAUGUCAUCCGUUACUUUUAUAAACAUAGUGCAGGAUGUGACAGGGUACAGAAUUUCUCCGACUUUCUUGCUAAACACAAAUAACACAUUGAAAGAUGUUGUGCUCCUCUUGCAAGAAAAAAUGUUCAAUGACAAACAUACAAAUGACUUAAAAAAGACAACUCAAUCAAACACAUAUUUGUAAAUGAAACAGAAGCAAAACAGUUUGAACAAACAGGUAUUUGUAAAUUACACAGAAAACAGAUGAAAUUUAACGUUUGACUUGCAGUGAAUAUGUGUAUAUGAAUCUUUGAAUUCAAUAUCAUAUAAUUGAAAAAAAAAACAAUAACCACUGAAUCAAUGAUUGGUGUGUGUCUUUGAAUUGUGAUGCGUUAGAUUCGGAUUAUAUGUUGGUAUAUUUUAAACAUUAGAAUUGUAUCGAUUUUGUAACUGACCGUUUCUCUAUAAGUCUAUAAGUAAAUGCAGUGUACUGGUAUGCAAUUUUAAAGAACCAUAUAAAUUAUUAUUAUUUAGAUCUAUAUACAAAAUUAUAUUUCUUAUUUAUUAUAGAAACAGGGCAGAUUAAAAUUUCCGAAUAAUAAUCAACAAAAAGUAAUAUAUUCUUGUUUCGGACAGAACUUUAUACUCUGUACAUAUCUAUUAACCUUUGAUAGUGUUAAGAUUUACUCUUAAUAUCCUUACACUACUUACUUUUUAAACAGCCUAUUAUUUUCAUGUCUAUGUGUUUUAUGAAUUGAAUACAACAAGCACUGGCAGUUGUGUUACAGAUUGUAUCUCUAUUUGAUAUGGCACAGGAUACGAGUGGCACAGGAUACGAGAACUAAAACAAGGUAUGCACAUAAUGCAUACGGAUGUAUCAAGCUGUAAUAGCAUGUACAUGUAUAUAUAAAUGUGUGUGUAUGACAAUACUUCUGUGUGGUCUUUAUUGUUUUAUGACUUUAUAUCAUUACAAUAUAUGCAUUGUUUCCUUUUUUGCAAUCAUACUUCAUGCAUCGUAUAUGUGUGUAUUACUUUUACUUUUAUUAACACAUGAUAAAAAUAUGUAAUGUUGCUAAAGUUUUUAGGGAUUUAGCUGUUUCAUGUAGAAUAUUGUCAAUUAUAUAUAGGCAAUGUACCACCUACUUAUAUUUUUUUCAUUGAUAUAAAGGCUUAUGCUGUAAAACUUGUAAACAUUUAAAUUAACUUCAUAUUGUUCUUGUUAACUUAAAAAGGCAUCUCUAUAUGCAUUGUACUUUAAGUAUCUCUAUCUACAUGUAUACUAUGUAUAAUGUGAUAAUUGAAAGUGCUAAUGAAUAUGUUAAAGAUUGUACUUUGUCAUUAUUAUAUGUCUCAUGUUAAUUUUUACAUACAUGUUAAGUAGAAUGAAAAGUAACGAAAAGUUAGGUCUAGGAUGAUACACAAUGAUCACGCAGUACAUGAGCAAAGAUGCAUUCGUGCAAUAAAAAUAAUAUGUUUAUUCCAGCCGAGAAUGAUAGGAUGUAUUAAUGGCAAGAAUUAUAUAUUUGUGUAUUUGAAAGUGAAUUAUAUUUAGAUAUGCAUGAAUCUAUAUCGUUAUAUGUCAAAAAGUAAUUAGGUUAAAAUUAAUUAUUACUAAAUAUAGAAUUUACAUAUUUAUCUCAGCUAAUUCAAUAAGCAAGGGAUUUUAUCUCUAUAUUUUAAACAGUAAGAUUAGUCUCAAAGCACACUUGCAUAAAUUGGCCUAAAUGCAUUCGAUGUAUCAUCAUUUAUCUUCGGAUUGUCAUCAGUUACUGAAUGACAUUGUGUGUUUAAUCUGAUUACUAACUUUAAGAUCUCCGUAAGAGCAGCCCUAGUCUGCUAGUGAUUUUGAAAUACUUCAUGUAUUGUAGUUGUUAACACGUCAAUUUGAAAUCCAUCAAUGAAGAGGAUACAGUUAUGAUGUAAGCAGUUUUGUGUUUUAACAAAUAUAUACAAAUAAUAACGAAUGAAAAAAAUCAUUUGUGAUUAUUAAUUCUCAUCAAUUUAAUGUUAAUUCAAUUCCAGUUCAUAUACAUGUAUUUUUUUAUUUAUAAUAUAUUUUGCAAAACAUUAAGCUCUAUGUAAAUCAGAAUUGAUCCAAUAUAUAAAACACAUA
Messenger RNA from Ruditapes philippinarum (Manila clam), 8490 nucleotides. RefSeq names its product phenolphthiocerol/phthiocerol polyketide synthase subunit C-like. Gene Ontology annotation, molecular function: 3-oxoacyl-[acyl-carrier-protein] synthase activity; fatty acid synthase activity. Lineage: Eukaryota; Metazoa; Mollusca; Bivalvia; Venerida; Veneridae. Gene Ontology annotation, biological process: fatty acid biosynthetic process. The record is from RefSeq and is a predicted model, not a curated record. The coding region runs from base 196 to 6582 and encodes 2128 amino acids. The transcript has 7 exons.